This is a messenger RNA of Gloeophyllum trabeum ATCC 11539, 1857 nucleotides long. RefSeq names its product P-loop containing nucleoside triphosphate hydrolase protein. The record is from RefSeq and is a predicted model, not a curated record. Gene Ontology annotation, molecular function: ATP binding; nucleic acid binding. Lineage: Eukaryota; Fungi; Basidiomycota; Agaricomycetes; Gloeophyllales; Gloeophyllaceae. The transcript is spliced from 9 exons. Gene Ontology annotation, cellular component: nucleolus. The coding region runs from base 1 to 1857 and encodes 618 amino acids.
AUGGUCGAAGGACGGCUCGUUGACGCCAAGGCUACGUUUGCGCAAUUCUCGCAUCUCCUCGAUGCGCGCCUCCUCCGUGCCCUCGCCGACAUGGGCUUUGCGCGCCCGACGCUCGUCCAGGCGAAGGCGAUCCCGCUCGCGCUCGAGAGCCGCGAUAUCCUAGCGCGGGCUCGGACAGGGAGCGGGAAGACGGCGGCGUACUGUCUGCCGGUGGUGCAGAAGAUCUUGAAUGCUAAAGCUGUGGGUAUGUCUCGCAAUUUGGGCGCGGACGAUGAGAGUAGGCAGGCUACGAGGGGGUUGAUCCUUGUGCCCACGAGGGAGCUUGCGGAGCAGGUUUCUGCGUAUCUGCGCGGGCUGCUGGUGUAUUGCGAGAAUGAGGUCGGGAUCGCGAACGUAGCUGGAGGGACUAUGACGCAUUUACAGCGGACAUUGCUCGCCGACCGGCCGGAUAUUGUGAUUGGCACACCCUCCCGCGUAUUGAGCUUACUUCAAUCGAAGGCUCUGUUGCUGAGCUCCUUAGACUCCUUGGUUAUUGAUGAGGCUGACCUCGUGUUAUCCUACGGCCACGACGAAGAUGUAAGACAAAUAUUCUCAGGAGGCUAUCUGCCCAAGGUUUUCCAGUCAUACUUGAUGAGUGCAACAAUGACGGAGGACGUCGAGAUGCUGAAGGGGCUUGCACUCAGGAAUCCUGCCAUCUUGAAGCUAGAGGAAGAUGAAGAUGAAGCGGCUAAUUUAAGCCAAUAUUCGGUCCGAUGCUCGGAAGUGGACAAAUUCCUGCUGACGUACAUUAUCCUCAAACUGAAGCUCAUCAAGGGAAAAUGCAUCAUCUUUGUAAACGAUGUCGACCGCUGUUAUCGCCUCAAGCUCUUCCUGGAACAGUUUUCAAUCAAGAGCUGCGUCCUAAAUUCGGAGCUGCCAUUGAAUUCCAGAUACCACACAGUCCAGGAAUUUAACAAGGGCGUCUAUGAUUACAUUAUAGCCGCUGAUGAAGGAGGAAAGGGGGAACGGGACUCCGAUGACGAACAGGAGGAGGAAGGAGAUCACUCGGAGGCCGAGGACGAAGAUGAAUCCCCGGAGGCAUCGUCAUCCUCUUCCAAGGCCCGCAAGCGGAACAAAACUCGCAAGAGCGGGGGCGACCGCGAGUACGGCGUGACGCGCGGCGUGGACUUCAUCAACGUCUCGUGCGUGCUUAACUUCGACUUGCCCACCUCCGCGCGCUCGUACACGCACCGCGUCGGGCGGACCGCGCGCGCGGGGCGCACGGGUAUGGCACUGUCGUUCGUCGUCCCGCGCGAGCAGUGGGGGAAGAACAAGGUUGUGGGCUGUCUCGAGAGCGCGAAGCACGACGAGGCGGUGUUUGCGCGGAUUGAGAAGGAGCAGGGCGCGCGGGGGAGCAAGAUCAAGGACUACAAGUUCGAUACGAAGCAGGUAGAGGCGUUCAGGUACCGCAUGGAGGACGCUUUGCGAGCGGUGACGCGGAGUGCGAUCAAGGAAGCGAGGAUUAAAGAGCUGAAAGCGGAGAUUUUGAAUUCUGAUAAGCUCAAGGCGCAUUUCGAAGAUAACCCGCUCGACUUGGAGUAUCUGCGUCAUGACAAGCCGCUCCACCCAACGAGGGUACAGUCGCAUAUGAAACAUGUGCCGAAAUACCUUCUACCUAGGAUAGCGCCAGUCGCUGGUGCAGACGGGGAGGUGCCUGUACAGCCAGACACUAGCGCUGAAAAGGAAACAGCGCCAGGGUUCGUCCCCUUCAAGAAGGACGCUGGGAGGGGACGCGGUAGAGGUAGGGGUAGAGGGCGGGGUGGGUUCGGGAGAGGGGGUAAGAAGAAAUCGGACCCGCUCAAAAAAUUCGGGCGGUAG